AUGAAUUGCCACAUCAUCUCUCUGAUUAAACGAGCUGCACCAAGAAGUCUGAGAUUUUACAGUUGUGAAGUGGCGACGAGCACUGCCACAAAUCAUAGACGACGCACUGUUCCCAAUGAUGGACUUAAAAUUGACCAUUUUCUCAAGCAAAAAGUUCGAUUACCAAAGAUAUCACCAACAGUAGCAGAGACAAGCUAUCUUGAUCCUGAGGAUAUUUCUGGUCUUGUAAAAUAUGUUACUUAUGGUUGUCAGAUGAACGUAAAUGAUAUGGAAGUUGUUCGGUCGCUGUUAAAGAGUAACGACUACUUUGAAACGGACGACUUGUUAGAGGCUGACGUAGUGGUUUUGAUAACUUGUUCAAUUCGUGAAGGAGCUGAAGAUAAAGUAUGGCGAGAGCUGAAACGGAUUAAACAUGUAGCACGGCGGAAGCCAAUAGUGGGAGUACUUGGUAUCUUUUAA
Molecule: messenger RNA, 459 nt
Organism: Strongylus vulgaris
Lineage: Eukaryota; Metazoa; Nematoda; Chromadorea; Rhabditida; Strongylidae
Source: the annotation of a GenBank genome assembly